CGCACGAGUCGGCACCAAAAGAUGAAUAUCCUCAUGUAUCGAGCUACAUGUCGAGCCCACCUGGACGACAUGAGUGUGACGCACAGAGAUAGUUGAUAAACGCUAACAACAUGUUGACGGCACCGUGACUCGCGGAGCUGUCAGUCCGAAAUAAACCCGGUUCAGACGGGCACAACCAGCACGACAGAGACGGCGGAGAGUCACAUUAACACGACACGCGUUCAAACGAACAAACAUUCACGUCUCUGUAAAUGAAGGCGAACAGUUUCCUCUCUGUGGCUCGAGUUAAUUCGCUGUUCGGCUAGACUCGCUAACCUAGCUAACGUGAGCUCGCGGCUAACGCUAGCUAGGUUAGCGAGUCUAGCUAACGCGAGCUCGCGGCUAACGCUAGCUAGGUUAGCGAGUCUAGCUAACGUUAGCUCGCGGCUAACUCCACAUCCGUCCGCGUCGACGACGGCGACCCUGUGCUUCUUCAUGAACAACAACAACAACAACAACAACAACAACAACAACAACAACAACCAAACAAUACACGUCUCACCCUCGGAGUCUGUGAACAGCACAGCCUGGAUGACCGCGGCGGCUAACGAAAUCCGUAGACUGUCGGGCCGCUGACAUGCUCCACCAGCAGGCUGCAGCACAGACACACUCCGACGGCGAGGCGAGGCGAGGACACGCGAGGACACGUCAGGACACAGAGGAGCUCCGCAGGUGGUGCACAGUUGCUGAAACACUUCGAUUAGAAACGAUUGAGUCAGAAAAAACGAAAUGAUGAGCUAAAACAUAAUAUUCCACCCAGCUGAUGGAGACUGCAGAGGUUCAUGAACUUUACGCAGAGAAGCAAGUUCAUUACGGGCACAAGCUUGAUACAGUGUUGAUGCUGUACGCCCGUUUGUUAUCCCCGGUGUGUAGUCUGGAAGCACUGAGUCAUCAGAGAGGACGCUGUCUGAAUCGGACCCGCUCCCCGACAGAGACAUGUCGUCCUCAUCAGGGCCUGAGCCUAGGUGCGGGUCCUCUGCUGCAGUCGCCAUCCUCCAACAGUUGAAAAGGAUCAGGCAUGGAUGCUUAAAUGGCGAGAGAAGAAUGAGACAGAAGUCAAAGACCCAAGGUAAAGAAAGACGACGCCAUAUUAGGACAAAAUCAAGGGGAGCUGUAAAAGCGAGAGACGCAAAAUGAAGACUUUGGGCAAAGUGCAAGGCGGGACUGAACGGCUCUUGAGAUACAGCGUUGAUAAAAUUUCAGAUCCCAUUCGGGAGAAACUCUUGUCUGAUGAAAGCACCCAGGACACCAGGACACAUUUCAAGUGGGCUAGAAAAUCCAGUGUGGCUGCAGGAAGCAAAGGAGAGUCGUACUCUGUGGCGGGCAGUGACGGCAGUGUCACGCCAUCAGGGGGCUCUGUGCCCCACCACGCCUCAGGCAGCUCCAGCCCCUGUUCACACUCCCCGUCAGGAGGGUCACGGCACCCUGUCAGUGCCCUGAAGAAAUGGCUCACCAACCCUGUACGCAAACUGAGCUCUGAUACCAGAGGAGGAGCAGGAAAAGUGGAGAAGCAGAUGUGCAGGUCAGACAGGAGGCCGCCGCCAUCGCCUCCUUCCCACAAUGAAGCUCAGCCGCGGUCUCUGGAACCGCACGUUAACCACAACAUCCUCCCCUCUGGAGACAUGAUGUGGAGAGACAGUCUGUCGAGUCCAGCAGCUCCUACACAGCCGUCCCGUCAGAGCUACUUAUCUGACCUGCUGCAAGGCAGAGACACACUGAGUCUGAGUCAAAAAUCCAGCAUCAACACUCUCCAAGGCGAAGACAACUGUGCCGUGACUGAUGAUACAGGCAGUCAGUGUUCGGCCACAGUGGACAGUGAAGAGGAGAGAAACAUGGCCUUAGAGAAGAGCAUAUACGUUCUGACAGAGCUUAUAGAGACAGAAACGCUGUAUGUGGAAGAUCUUGGACUCAUAGUGCAGGGCUACAUGGCCACCAUGGCUAAUCAGGGAGUUCCAGAGGACAUGAAAGGGAAGGACAGGAUUGUGUUUGGAAACAUUCACCAGAUCUACGACUGGCAUAAGGAUUACUUCCUGGGAGAGCUGGAGAAGUGUGUGGACGAUCCAGACAGCCUGGCCAAGCUCUUCAUCAAACAUGAACGACGUCUUCACAUGUAUGUGGUUUACUGUCAGAACAAACCAAAGUCAGAGCACAUCGUCUCUGAGUACAUUGAGAACUACUUUGAGGAUCUCAGGCAGCAGUUGGGUCACAGGCUGCAGCUCAACGACCUGCUCAUCAAGCCUGUUCAGAGGAUCAUGAAGUAUCAGCUUCUGCUGAAGGACUUCCUGAAGUACUACAGUAAAGCAGGAAGGGAUGUUGAGGAGCUGCAGAUGGCUGUGGAGGUGAUGUGUUUUGUGCCAAAACGCUGUAAUGAUAUGAUGAAUGUUGGCAGGCUCCAAGGUUUCGAGGGUAAAAUCACAGCUCAGGGGAAGCUGCUCCAGCAGGACACCUUCUCUGUCAGUGAGCAGGAAAGUGGCCUCAUGUCCAGGGCGAGGGAGCGGCGGGUCUUCCUGUUUGAGCAGCUGGUCAUUUUCAGUGAGCCAAUCGAUAAGAAAAAAGGCUUCUCGUUGCCAGGGUACACUUUUAAAAACAGCAUCAAGGUCAGCUGUUUGGGCGUGGAGGAGCACUCAGAGGAUCUAUGCUGUCUGGUCCUCACCUCCCGGGGGAAUGACGGUAGUGUGACACGUUUCAUCAUGCAGGCAUCAUCUUCGGAAAUACAACUGGCCUGGCUCAGUGAUGUGGUCCAGAUUUUAGACAAUCAGAGGAACUUUCUAAAUGCCCUUCAGUCCCCGAUAGAGUACCAACGCAGAGAAAACAAGUCAAACAGUCUGGGCAGAAACAUGAAAUCUCCAACCGCGUCAGCUCCUGGCCUGCGACCUCAGUCGUCGGCAUCCAUGGACCGACGCCAGCAGCCCUGCCUGUUGUCUUACAACACCUCCCUGCCGUCUCUGCAUCCGCCCCAACACUGCCCUGCUUUGAAGGCGGUUUCUAACCCUUGUGCGGUGAAACCUCGAGCAUCUCUGCCGCCGCUUUUCUCCCACCAGCAGUUUAGUUUGUACACAGAGGUGAGACACCACCGUGGGCCAUCAAAUGGUCUGCUUCCGUGCAGCCAGCACAGCAUGCAGACUUCCACAAAGAGGAGGAAAUGGUUAGAUCACAGUGCUCUUAUUAAUCAGGGCGUGUCUGCCAAAUUGCAGGCGACCUUCUUUAAGGCUGAGGGCGGGAUUUAUUCGGCACAUCAACCAAUCAACCUGGAUCAGCUCACGGAGAGCGAGCAGUAAUGCCCUGCGAUGACGCAUGACUCUCUUUACCCUCCAGGAGUAGGACUGAGCUGCUGAGUGCUUUGUCAGCAUAGUUUGACUGCUUCACUCCUGUACAGAAGUCAUCGAGGUAUUAGCGUCCGCACAUUGUGUCCCAGAUUUCCUUCCAGGUUCCCUUCAAAUACCACUAUGGUGCAGGCUUAUCUGAUGUUGGUUUGUGUUCAUUGUGCACACACUGCAUAUACACGUCUUCAGAUGGUGGUAACAUUAGAUGAAAUGUGAAAAUAUUGUUUUGAAGCACCACAGACUACGUCUACUUCAUAUUGGUUAUGUAUGCAUUUCUUACUUUUUUUCCAUUAAAGUUUCCUUGAUGAAUAUUCUUUGUAAUAGAUAAUAUUUUUCACAACGGACCCAAUCCACUUUAUUCUCCCAGAGAACUGGGUUCUUAACUCCAUGAACACAGUCGUACUCGGGGUCCUCAAAUGACUGUAGCGUUGAAUUCACCGGGUGGCUGCAGAUUCCGGCUUCACCGUGGGAUCUGUAUCCAUGUGAGUUUUCAUGCAUGUGUGUUCAGUAAAGAUUAACGAAUAGCUUGUGUUUUCCCAUUGGUGGGCUAUUUUGAUCCAGCCAUUGUUUGUGUUAUCUGAACUAAACACACAUACACAAACACGAACCACAGCGUGUGUCAAAAUCAAGCAGAAAGAAGACAAAGGGAACAAAGAUAAUACAGAGGUGCUCAUAUGUCACUGUCAUCUUGAAUGUAAAUAAUCUCACGUGGAAUCAUAUCAGUAAAACUCUGUCUUGUUACGUCCUGAUACACAUACAGAAUUAAAAAAAGAAAUAUGCUGGUUA
Molecule: messenger RNA, 4148 nt
Organism: Scophthalmus maximus (turbot)
Lineage: Eukaryota; Metazoa; Chordata; Actinopteri; Pleuronectiformes; Scophthalmidae
Gene: arhgef25b
Product: Rho guanine nucleotide exchange factor (GEF) 25b
Exons: 22
Coding region: 1173-3317 (714 amino acids)
Biological process (GO): axon guidance
Cellular component (GO): cytoplasm; plasma membrane
Molecular function (GO): guanyl-nucleotide exchange factor activity
Source: RefSeq, a predicted model, not a curated record